CCUCUGUCCCUCCUCAGGUGGGUGCGGGGCUGUAGAUGAGGCUGACGCUGGCGGCGCGGAGAGGGACUCAGGAUGCUCUCUGUGCGCUGCUGCCUGCAUCUGUUGAUCUUGUUGGUGGAGGCAACUUUCAUUCUCAUCUUCUUCUUUUUGACCUCCUAUGACUCUUCUCAAAAGGAUCAGAAGACGCUCUUGGAGGCCUAUCAAGUCCUCCAGGAUUUUACCAUCAUGGCGGCCCUUGGCUUUGGCUUCCUCACUUCAUAUUUGCGGAGACACUGCUGGAGCACUGUGGCCUUCAACCUCUUCAUGCUGGCCCUUGGCGUGCAGUGGGCAGUCCUGCUGGAUGGCUUCCUGAGCCAGCCCUUUCAGGGGAAGAUGAUCAUCAACCUGUCCAGUAUCCGGCUGGCCACCAUGAGUGCCAUGUCAGCGUUGAUCUCGGCGGGCUCCGUCCUGGGGAGGGCCAACUUGGUGCAGUUGGCAGUGAUGGCCCUGGUGGAGGUGACAGCUUUUGGCGCCAUGAGGUUACUCUGCAAGCAACUCUUCAAUAUGGAUGACCACCAAAGCAUGAUGCACAUCCAUGUGUUUGCAGCCUAUUUUGGACUGGGUAUGGCCUGCUGCCUCUCAAAGCCUCUUCCCAACAAAGUGGAGAAGGACGCGCAGGCAGAGAAGUUUCAGAUGGCCACAAGUCCCACUCUGUUUGCCAUGCUGGGGACCCUCUUCUUGUGGAUGUUCUGGCCAAGUUUCAACUCCGCUCUGCUGAACGAUGCAAAUGAAAAGAAAAAUGUUGUGUUCAACACCUACUAUACCAUUGCGGUCAGCACGGUGACAGCCACCUCAGUGUCGGCCUUGAAUCACCACCAAGGGAAGAUUAACAUGAUUGAUAUCCACAAUGCGGUACUGGCAGGAGGCGUGGCUGUGGGUGCCUCCUGUCAUCUGAUUCCCUCUCCUUGGAUUGCUAUGGUGCUGGGCCUUUUGGCUGGGCUGAUCUCCAUCGGGGGAUCCAGAUGCCUGUCGGUGUGUUUUAACCAUACGCUGAGAAUUCAGGACCUCAGUGGCGUGCACUACACUUUUGGAUUGCCAGGUCUGCUGGGAGGGUUCGCUUACAUUGUGCUGAUAGCACUUGAGAUCUCUGGAAAACCUAGGGCUGGCUACAUAAUGCUCAUCAACGCUGGAGCACUCAGCUUUGCUGUGGCGAUGGGUCUGGGCUCUGGUCUCCUAACAGGUUUGCUCCUAAAGCUCAAAAUAUGGAAAGCGCCUUGUGUGAUUAAGUAUUUUGAUGAUCAAGCUUUCUGGGAGUUUCCUCACUUGGCUGUUGGAUAUUAAGCAAAAACACACAAAAAUAACAAGACUACUGAUCUCAGAAACAUGACGACUUCCUUUCCCUGUCAUCUACCUGCUUGUAUGUGACAUUCAUUACAGCAAAGUCUCUAUGUACAAUGCAACAAAGCCAGAUACAAUUAAAAAGAUUACAAAUUUGUUGAAGUGGCAACUUGAUAAUAGUUUUAAAUAAUGCUUAGCUUUAUUAAAGACAAUGCUAUCCAAA
This is a messenger RNA of Cavia porcellus (domestic guinea pig), 1540 nucleotides long. RefSeq names its product Rh blood group CcEe antigens (gene Rhce). NCBI's taxonomy places the organism in Eukaryota, Metazoa, Chordata, Mammalia, Rodentia, Caviidae. Gene Ontology annotation, molecular function: ammonium channel activity. Gene Ontology annotation, biological process: ammonium transmembrane transport; ammonium homeostasis. Gene Ontology annotation, cellular component: plasma membrane. Bases 73 to 1320 code for a protein of 415 amino acids. The transcript has 10 exons. The record is from RefSeq and is a predicted model, not a curated record.